Cyprinus carpio (common carp) is the source of this 2003-nucleotide messenger RNA. RefSeq lists its product as uncharacterized. The transcript is spliced from 15 exons. Lineage: Eukaryota; Metazoa; Chordata; Actinopteri; Cypriniformes; Cyprinidae. The coding region runs from base 59 to 898 and encodes 279 amino acids. The record is from RefSeq and is a predicted model, not a curated record.
AGACAGCCAUACAUUAUUCUAUGAUGGUGAUGAUGGGAGAUUCAGAGGCAGACUGGAGAUGGACAGUAAGACUGGAUCUCUGACCAUCACAGACCUCGAAACUGAGCAUACUGGAGAAUUUAGACUAAAGAUCUACAGCGACAGAAGGAUCGUAUUCAAAAGAUUCACUGUUACUGUCUCUGUCCCAGGUUUGUCAAAAGGUGCUAUAGCAGGAAUAUGUGUUGGUGUUCUGCUGCUGGUGGCUGCAGCUGUAACUUCUGGUGUUGUGAUUUAUUUUCGCCACAAGAUCUCUGAACUAAAAAAACUAAUACCAAAGAUCUCUGAACGACUAGACCAACUACCAAAGAUCUCUAAAGAUCUAGAGCAACUGUUGAAGCUGUUCAAACAAUUGUCGGAGAUCUCUGAAAAAAAGGAAUCACCCAAGAUCAAUGAAAAAGAACUGGUGAAGAUUUCUGAAAAACUAAUGAAGAUGUCCGAUGUCUGUGAAAAAGAAUUACCAAAGAUCUCUGAACAUCUAGAGAAACUGCGUGAAGAGAAGAUCUCUGAACGACUGCUUGAAGGCAAGAAACCUAAACAACAACCGCAACUGCGUGCUGAUGUCACAAAAGAAGAGAUAAUGAGACCAGAAGAGGAGAAAGAUGAAUGGGAAGCGUCCAUUUAUGUUGAAGAUACUGCCAUAAGUCUAGCGAGGGGACGGACACAUGGUGGGAGUUUCAAACUAAAGGAAGGGAAGAAUGUUGUAAUCAUAAAUGAAAAUGCUGGGGUUUGUGCACAUGGUUCAGAUGGACAUACUGGAAAUGAAUUGAAAGAGAUGAAAGCAGAAUCAUCAGUAAAAGGAGUGAAUGAAGAAACAGCUUUAAUGAGCCAAAAUGAAGAGGAUGGAGAAGCAGCAGUUUAGUGAGAUAAGACACGCCCACCAGUAUCAAUCACUGUGACUUCAUCAACAUUUCAGCUCUGUCUUUUACAAGCCUUUAGAAUCCAUCCAGUCAUAGUGAGAACUGUACCCUGUCUUGUGUAAAAAGCUUAUUUGGUUUCAGAUGAAUGUAGAAAAGUGUUGAUGAAACACUACAUACCUGUUACACUUUUAACAAUUUUGAUUUUGAUCAAAGACAAUGAUUGUAAGACAUAUAUAUUUUAAGAUGUUUUAUAAAUAUGCCGUUUUGUGAAUAUGCCGUUUUAUAAAAUUAAAACUAUUGUAGGGUUAAUCUUCAUAUACAGCUUUGAUCAAAGUGUCUCUAAAGAUCACAUGUGCUUCUCAUGUGUAGAAAUUAAUCAGACCGUUUACAAGAUACGCACAGUAUUCACUGUCAGUGUGACAUUUUUUGCUGCAAAAAUUAACCAAUUACUGACCAGUGUUGCCAUUCUUUUUACUUUUACUUUUCAUUUAAACUGAAAACUUUGCAUGUUUCUAUGCUUUUAAAUUACAAUUCUUGAAUAUGAUGUCCAAAUAUGUUUUGAAGAAAUUCUGUUUCUCCAUCCCAGAAUGGGAUGUUGUGUUAGUGCAAAAACAUAUUUGUUUCUCUCUUCACUUCCUGUAUGCAGGAAGUAAUGGCUGCCAGCUGACUCCAGUUAUUGGUUAUCUACUGUGAUGUAAGGAAUUGCUGCCUUGUCAAUUUUCUCUUCAGUGUUGUUGUGUUUACACUCUUGUUGCAACUGGUUUUUAUGGCCAGUAAUACUUUUUGGUUUGUAAGCUACAAAUGGUUUGUGUAUCGUUAAUUAGUUUAUUUUGUUAAGAGUUUGGGAAUGGGUUAAUAAAGGGGUAGGUGCCAUCUAAUUUUCUCCUGUUUAAGCCAGUUAGGGAGUUAGUGUAUUUUGUUGUAUUUUUUCUUUUUUUCUUUUCUUUUAGUAGUCAGUUGUUUGUUAAUCUCUCUAUGGUUAGAGGCAUUAUAUUUGUUGUUUCGGCAUUUACUCAGAUACCUCCCAUAUUUAAAAAAUAAACUUGUUUUUGAUAUUGACUUGGUCUUGGUAAUUUUGAAAGCACUGGGGUUGGGAACCGGACUUUG